CCAGGCUCCUCCGCGGAGCCGCCGCCCAGACGUGCGAGGGCGAGGCGGAACGAAGGGCCGGAGAGGCUUCCAGCCCGAAGGCAGCGGCACCUUCCCGCCAGGAGCCUCGGCCUUCCCAGCCCCGCGUGGCAUGCAGGAGCCGGGGCCCCGACAGGCUCCGCUUCUCCGUCCGAGCGAGCCGGGCCCCCUCCGCCUCCCGCCGGCCUCGUCGCUGCGGAGCUGCUGGGGGGGGGGGGGAGAUGCCGAGCGGCCUGGAGAAGCGAAAGCUGAGGCUCUGGCUACCGCCGGGCCUUCUCUCGCCCCCUUCACAGCUCUUGGAGACCCCGGCCCCUCCGCCCUUCCUGCUUCGGUCUCUGCCGGGGCUUCCCGGUCCCAUUUCUCGGCCCGAGGACCGCGAUCGCUGCUCCGGAGCCUCGUCUGAGGAGGCGCCCCUGGUGUGAAUCUAAGCGGCCCCCACCCGCAUUUGGCUUGUGGCCUUGGGGGUCCCGUCGCUCUCUGAAACCGCCCCCUCCCUUCUUUGCUUGGGGUUCUGGCCGCAGGGGGGUCCGACCUUGGCCAAUUUAAGACCCCUGAACUUCAGCGCCCAGAAUUCCCCCAGCAGCAGAACUGGACGGAGCCUGAUCGGAACCGGGUCCCGUUUCACGUGGCUCUACAAAACUCUCUGCGGGGACUGCUUCUCCCAGCGGGGCUUCUGGCUUUGCAACCCCCUCCCCAGAAAAUUCAGCCCCGGCGGAUGUUGGCUGAAGGGCUCCUUUCUCCCAAGGCCCCGUCUUCCGCGGUUUCACUGAUACUUUACCAUGUUGGCUUUUUUGCCAUGAAAACCAAGCCUGACCUAGCAUGGCUAUUGGCCUGUUUGAGAAGUGAAUGUUCUAAACCCCAGAGGUAAGCAGGGUCACCUGGUCCAGCCUCUUCUUAAAACACCUUCCAACUGUCAUUGAGGUGGGAGGGGUCACCAGGGGGCAGGUGUCAACCCUCCCCCCCCCAAAUUCCCCCUCUGUUGCUCUCUGGCAUUGGAGGACUGGAGUCUGCAGCCUCCUGGCCAGAUGAGUCCCUGCUCUCUCUGUAGCUCCCAGCCUCCAGGGAAUGAAUAACACAAGGGAAGGGACCUUGGAGGUCUUCCAGUUCAACCCUCUGCCAUUAGAGAGAAUCUCCCCUGAACUGCUCUGAAGCCUAAGUUUCCCCCACCCCCAGAUCCCCCAGGGCAAUUCCACCACCUGCCGGGGCUUCCCUCCUGAGACCCCUUCAAUGUCCCUGCAGUGAGGACCCACUUUCAGGCUCCCUCACCACCCCAAGUUGCCAUUCUCGGCUGGGGUGUUGCGGGGGGGGGGGUGUUUAGACGUGUGACUUCUUUCACCUCCUCCCAGCCAACCAGGUUGCACGAUUCUAAAUUCAUAUUUUCCCCACAAGUGCAGAAGUUGACAUUUGUCCCUGCCAACCCUCAUCUGCUUGUCUCACCCACUUUUCAUGGCCGUCCUUCCCCUCCUCUCACUCACGUGCCAGCCCCCCCCCCUCCUUCCUUCCGAUGGGAUCCCUGAGAGCCUCUCCUGCCUUUGCAAAGCUUCCGGAGGCCAAUUGAAUGACUGUGUGCCAGUCAUCCGCUCUGAGCCCUAGGAAGGAGGCAAUGGCAAAGCCCUUCUGAACAACUGUGCCCAGCGGUCUCUGAGAACCCGACACGACCGAAGGGAAGGGGGAAAUAGUGGGGCACAGGAUGGGCGGCUUCCUUCAUCCUGAUUUCGUGAACGGAUCCUAUUUGGCUGGGAUUGCAGGACGUACAGAAUCCUGGUGUUCAAGGCAGCUGCGGGGGCUGAAUUUACACGCCCUUGUGGCUUGAACACCAGGGCCAGAGAGCCCCCAUAAAUCCAGUCUGUGACUCACCCAGCCUCUGUCGAACUCUGCCCGAGAGGAGCUGCCGAGGCCUCCGGGCCCCUCUGCCAGCAGGGGUGGGGGUGGAGAUGCAGUGCAGCUGUGGGCCCCCCACCCGAGAUCCGAAGUUCUACAACUGCUUGUUGUGCCUCGGUUCUAGAAGGCGGCCUCUGGAAUGCCUGGGCCAGCCGGUCACUGUGGAAACUCCUCUGUCCAGAGCAACAAGGCACCCCUUGGACUGCCACUCCUUGUGCUUGGCCAGUGGCAGCACCCACCCAGAAGAUGAGAAGGGCACCGUGCUAAGAAGGACCCACGCGCUGUGCUUGCCCCCCUUGCAGAGCUGAUGUGUGUGUCUGAACUGUGCUUCUGCCGGCCUCGCCCCCAGCCCUGCGGCAGCCCCUCCUCCAGCAGCCCCCUCAGCCCGGCCCCCGUGCCCCCCCCUCCUGGGUCACUUCGGGGCCAUGAAGAGCUUCUCGAAGCGCGAGGCCGACCGGAGGACGUUCUUGGAGCAGGUCCGGGAAAGCAAGGAGAAUGGCUACCUCCUCUCUUCCAAAAAAAUCGGGUCGGGGGCUUUCUCCAAAGUCUAUCUGGGUUACGCCACCCAGGAGAAGAUGAUGCAGAACUACAAGCUGGCUUCAGACCUCAGGAAUAAGAGGCACUCUAUGGUUGCCAUAAAGAUAAUUUCAACAGCAGAGGCACCGGUGGAAUAUACCAAAAAGUUCCUUCCUAGAGAAAUCUACUCCCUGAAUGUUACGUACAAGCACCUAAAUGUGAUCCAGCUCUAUGAGAUGUAUCGGAACAGUAAGCGCACCUACCUGGUGCUGGAGUUGGCCUCCCGGGGGGACCUCCUGGAGCACAUCAACGCCACGUCUGACCGGAGGGAGUAUCCUGGCCUGGAGGAGGAGGAGGCACGGAGGCUUUUCCGACAGAUUGUCAGUGCUGUUGCCCAUUGUCACAACGUUGGCAUUGUCCACAGAGACUUGAAGUGUGAGAACAUUUUAUUGGAUGAACGUGGCUUCAUUAAACUGACAGAUUUCGGCUUUGCCAACCGCUACUCCUUGAAGAAUUCUCUGAUGAGCACCUUCUGUGGCUCUGUGGCCUACACCGCCCCCGAGAUCCUCAUGAGCAAGAAAUACAAUGGGGAGCUGGCUGACCUAUGGAGCCUUGGGGUGAUCCUCUACGCCAUGGUGACAGGGAAGCUCCCCUUCAAGGAGCGCCAGCCGCACAAGAUGAUCCACGUCAUCAAGCAGGGCCUGGCCUUCCGGCAGCCGAUCUCACCAGAAUGCCAGAAUCUCAUCGAGGGCCUGUUGCAGCUGAAGCCGGCGGCCCGACUGGGGUUGCAGCAGGUGGCCACGCACCGCUGGAUGCUCCCGGCUACCUCGGCCAUCUUCCACCGGGUGAUGAGCUCCAUGGGAGUCCAUCCGGAGUGCUCCAUGGGCCAAGAGAAGCCUCAGACGGCACCAGGCGACGUUGGCAGCCCUUCGGCCCAGCUGCCGGACCUCGAGAGCCCCGCCAAGAGCGCCGAGGGCCAGGCCAAGGAGAGCAAGGUCCUGCCGCCCGCCCGCGCCUCCUCGGCCGCGGGCGCUUUCCCGCCCCGGGCCAAAGCUGAGAAGAAGAGCCCGCCGGUCACGCCAGCCAACUGCGUGCUGCAGCUGCCCUCGCCGCGCAAGACGGAGCGCCCGCCGCGCCUCUCGCUCUACCGGCCCAGCCUGCUGACCACCCUGCAGCCCUUCCACCACCUGCCCAACUUCCGCAAGCCCGGCUCGGGCUUCUCGGCCAGCGCCUACGUGACCAGCAAGCGGCUCGGGGAGAAGGCGCCCGCCCGCGCCGCCGGCCUGGGCAGCGCCUCGCCCAGCCUCUCCAAGCAAGUCCACUCCCUCUACAGCAUGACGCCCUGCCCGUGACGCGCCCGUCCCACUCGCGGCGGCAGCCCGGCCCGCCCGCCUGCCCGGGGCAGCGCUCGGCCCGACGCCCGGGACCCCCGUCGCCGUCGCCGGACGAGCCCAUUAAAGCUUAUUCAGAGUCGCCCCGGGGUUCCGCCUGCUGCGAUGCGUGCGCCCCGCGGCGGCCCCGGACCUGAGAGGCGGCUGGCCGGCCGGCCGGGCCCCGGCGCUGCUCUUCGCCUGUCGGCACGCGCGCUUGUCCGCUGUUUCUGCAUAUACA
This is a messenger RNA of Thamnophis elegans (Western terrestrial garter snake), 4026 nucleotides long. Its product is annotated as testis-specific serine/threonine-protein kinase 5-like. Gene Ontology annotation, cellular component: cytoplasm. The coding region runs from base 2325 to 3767 and encodes 480 amino acids. Lineage: Eukaryota; Metazoa; Chordata; Lepidosauria; Squamata; Natricidae. The record is from RefSeq and is a predicted model, not a curated record. The transcript is spliced from 8 exons. Gene Ontology annotation, molecular function: ATP binding; tau-protein kinase activity; protein serine/threonine kinase activity. Gene Ontology annotation, biological process: protein phosphorylation; microtubule cytoskeleton organization; intracellular signal transduction.